Messenger RNA from Gossypium arboreum, 972 nucleotides. RefSeq names its product F-box protein At4g22280-like. The transcript is spliced from 5 exons. Lineage: Eukaryota; Viridiplantae; Streptophyta; Magnoliopsida; Malvales; Malvaceae. The record is from RefSeq and is a predicted model, not a curated record. Bases 1 to 972 code for a protein of 323 amino acids. Gene Ontology annotation, molecular function: protein binding.
AUGGCUUCACAGGCAAGAGUGGGAAAGGGAUUAGAAGAGGAUGGGCUGGUGGGCGGUGGCGGUAUGGUCAUUGGUCAGAGUGUAGACAGGAUUAGUGACUUACCUGAUUCAAUAUUAACUCACAUUCUGUCAUUCCUUCCUACAAAAGAAGCUGUUGGAACCUCUAUUUUAUCUACCAGGUGGAGAUAUCUUUUUGCUUUACUUUCUAAUCUCGACAGAGUCCUGUUUUUCCAUAACACAAGUGUCGAUAAAUUUCGUCUAAAAUGCCGGAAAACUGUUGAUUCUAGACGCGUUUGCGGUUGGAUAUCUGCUGCACUUUGGCGUGUUCUGUUUACUUGCAGUACAUUAAUAACUUUGAAACUGGAUAUUGGUUUCCUUUCGGAUGUUCCAAAGGGUGUAAUUUUUUCGAAUCUAAAGACCCUUCAUCUCAGAUCAGUCGUAUUUUUUAGUGAUGAUUCAGUUGAAAGUCUUAUCUCCAGCUGCACUAGUCUUGAAGAUAUGGUCAUAGAGAAAUGCCAUAUGUGGAAUAUAAUCAACUUUAAUAUCUCACACCAUUUGCUCAGGAGAUUGACUAUACUUUACUCUGAAUGUGUUAGUUUCGACUUUUGGUUAAUGAUUGAUGCCCCAAAUCUAGCCUACUUUAAAUACAUCGACCAUGUAGUAGCAAGGUAUUCACUGGAGAAUCUGCAAACUCUUGUCAAAGCUGAUUUGGUAUAUUCAAUAACAGUAAGGUUCAUUCUUCUUUUAAGCUGUGAACCGCUUCCUGUUUUUGCUACCAUGAUGGAACUUAAGUUAGGUGAACUUUGGUCAAGUUUUAAAUGGCUUCAUUGGGAAACAAGACUUGAAACUCUACCGUCAAGUUCGCCUGAGCUAGAACAACUUGACUUUGAUCAGAAAUUUCUCAGCUCUUUGCCUGAUAAAGGGAACAUCCUUUCCCACCGUAUGAAUGGUGGGAAGCCAAGCACCGAUUGA